Messenger RNA from Melanotaenia boesemani (Boeseman's rainbowfish), 1776 nucleotides. Its product is annotated as coronin-2B-like. Gene Ontology annotation, biological process: actin filament organization. Lineage: Eukaryota; Metazoa; Chordata; Actinopteri; Atheriniformes; Melanotaeniidae. Bases 7 to 1647 code for a protein of 546 amino acids. The transcript has 13 exons. Gene Ontology annotation, molecular function: actin filament binding. The record is from RefSeq and is a predicted model, not a curated record.
CUCCAGAUGUCGUGGCGUUCGUCUUAUCGCUGCUCCAAGUUUCGUCUCGUCUUCGGGAAGCCAGCUACCAAGGAGCACAGCUAUGAUGGGGUGCCAAUCACACGCAGUGUCCAUGACAACCACUACUGCUCAGCCAAUCCCUGCUUCAUCGCUGUAGUGACAGAGUGUGCUGGGGGCGGGGCUUUUUUAGUCCUGCCAAUCCAACAUACGGGCAGGGUGGACCCUCAGCACCCCCGGGUGUGCGGCCACGGUGGCAGAGUCUUGGACAUCAAGUGGAACCCGUUUGAUGAUUACUGCAUCGCAUCUUGCUCGGAGGAUUGCACCGUGAAGAUCUGGGAUAUUCCUGCCUGGGGCGUCAAACAGAACAUUACCAAGGCCAGGAAGACUCUGAUUGGUCACUCGAGGAGGGUGGCGAUUAUUGAGUGGCAUCCUACAGCUGAGAACCUGCUGCUUAGCUCCGCCUAUGACUACAAGGUCCUGCUCUGGGAUGUGUCCCAUUCAGGUGCAGUCAUCCGGCAUCCCGUCCGGGUGCUCCUCAUGCCCGUUCAUCACCGUUACCCAUCGGAGGCGCUGCUGCUGUCUGUCAGCUUCAACAGUGAUGGCAGCAGGCUGGCGGUCACGUCCAAAGACAGACGGGUUCGAGUCCUGGACCCACGGGCGGGAAAGAUUUUACAGGUGUCCAGCAAUAAAUCUCACCGGGCCAGCAAGGUUUUAUACAUCGGAGGGUUGAAGAUGCUUCUGUCCACAGGCAGCUCACGCUGGAACCAAAGACAGAUCAUCCUCUGGGAUCCCGACGACUUAUCUGAGCCUCUGUAUGAAGAAGAUCUGGACGGAUCUGCAGGAGUUCUCUUCCCUUUCUAUGAUCCAGACACACAUAUGCUCUACCUGGCUGGAAAGGGAGACGGGAACAUCCGGUACUACGAGCUGAGCUCUGAGAAGCCUUACAUCAGCUUUUUGAUGGAGUACAGAUCCCUGCUGCCACAGAAAGGCCUCGGGGUGAUGCCAAAACGUGGCCUGGAUGUAAACGCAUGUGAGGUUUUCCGGUUUUACCGACUGAUAGCCAUUAAAGACUUGGUGGAACCACUGUCGAUGAUUGUACCACGAAAAGAGUCUGGAGUUUUCCAAGAGGAUCUUUAUCCGAUGACCUCUGGAAGUCAGGCGGCCAUGACGGCUAAGGAGUGGCUGCUGGGGGUCGACAGAGAGCCCGUGUUGAUUUCCCUAAAGCCUGAGAUUCGAAUAGAAAACCCUUACGCAGAAACCCCAGCGGAGAAGGAGCCGGUGCGGUGGUUCCAGAUAGCUCCACAUGGAGGUGCAGUGAAGACAGACCAGGACUUAACUGAGCAGGCCUUCCUGGAGGAGCAGCUGGCUUACCAGGAUGCCAAAUACCCCAGAGACCUGAGCGAUCUGUCCGGCUGGCAGCCAGAUGAAACGCAGGUUCCCCUCUGGACGUACUACUGCACCCCACACUGCUGCGAACCUGCAGAAACACCACCACCCACCACUGAGACGGAGCUCCUGCAGGCGUUUUACAGUCAGCAGGAUGAGAUUAAAGGCUUGAGGGAGGAGCUGCUUCAAAAAGAUGUGAGAAUUAUUGAACUGGAACUGGAGAUCAAGAACCAAAGGAACAAUUUGAGGGCGACCUUUUGAUUUUAAUCAGGUACAUGUUGUGGGAAUUCCUGCAUUUGUAUUCAGUCCAGCUAAAAACAAACUUUGGUUCAAGUUUAUAAUUUAAAUGUGUUUUUAGCUGGGAAAAGCGUGCACCUUUAACCUCAAAAU